Molecule: messenger RNA, 513 nt
Organism: Zasmidium cellare ATCC 36951
Lineage: Eukaryota; Fungi; Ascomycota; Dothideomycetes; Mycosphaerellales; Mycosphaerellaceae
Exons: 1
Coding region: 1-513 (170 amino acids)
Source: RefSeq, a predicted model, not a curated record
AUGUCCCAAUAUAUAACCACCUUCUCCCCCACCACCGGCGCAUCAAUCUUCUCCUCCAAACUCCCCGACCCCCUCCACGCGCACCCGAUCCCCCUCGGAAAAAUCACCUACCUCUACACAACCCACACCCCACCGAACCUAUCCACCGAAGCCGACAUCGACACCUACCUCACCGACCGUGAAAACGGACUGCCACCAACCUCCCCCGUCCCGCCCGGCGGGACGAACGCAUCCCUCAUCGAGCUCGCCCCGGGGGCGGCGACGCCGGUGCGGAGGACGAUCACGGUCGGGGUGUUUAGGGUGCUGAAGGGGAUUGUGAGGUUGAUGUUGGAUUCCGGGGAGGAGAGGGUGCUUAAGGAAGGGGAUGUGGUUGUGAUUAGGGGGGCGAAGCAUACGUGGAGGAAUGAGACGGAGGGAGAGGGGGAGCAGGGGUGGGCGAAGUUGAUGGUUUUUGCGAUGAGUGUGAAGGAUUUUGAGGUGAAUGGGAAGCAGGUUGAGGCGGAGUGGUUGUAG